AUGCCAAACAUUAUGGCAGGUGUCAAAGAUAUCAGCAAGAGCAACGCCACAACCACCUCGCUGGCUGAGGUGGCCGGCCAUACCACCAAGAAGACCCGCACCAAGCGGCCCGUCGCUGUGUGCGACGACUGCAAGAAGAAGAAGAAGCGGUGCGCGCAUCGCAAAGUCGAGGCCGAGAGCGAGCUCGAGGAGAUCACAGCCACUGUCAUGGUCCCCGCUAGCUCGAAGGAGAGUGUGCAGACCCGCCACUCUCGACGCAAGCCUGAGGAGAAAGUUUCAAAGAUCGUGAACACCACCUCCGCGGUGGCUAAGCGCCCUGCCGUCGCUGACGGCUCCACCGAGCCCGAGACCAAGCGGGUCAAACGCUCCGCCACUCUCAAAUUCCCGGUCCUCCGGGCUGCGAGGACCUCCAGUGAUCAGAUAACCCCUCCGCUUGAGGGCUCUGCAUCGCUGGCGGUUCAUGUCGUGCUCUCCCGAGAGCUUGGGAAGCGUCUCGACGAGUUUGAGCGCAAGUUCCAGCUCAGCAUGGAGGCACACAAAGCCACCAUGGAGGCUGGGAAGGCUGUUAAGGAGGCAGUUGACCAGUGGGUGGCUGCGUGGACAGCCGGGAAGUGA
Molecule: messenger RNA, 615 nt
Organism: Penicillium macrosclerotiorum
Lineage: Eukaryota; Fungi; Ascomycota; Eurotiomycetes; Eurotiales; Aspergillaceae
Exons: 3
Coding region: 1-615 (204 amino acids)
Source: RefSeq, a predicted model, not a curated record